Gymnogyps californianus (California condor) is the source of this 774-nucleotide messenger RNA. RefSeq lists its product as uncharacterized. The record is from RefSeq and is a predicted model, not a curated record. The transcript is spliced from 6 exons. Bases 1 to 774 code for a protein of 257 amino acids. Lineage: Eukaryota; Metazoa; Chordata; Aves; Accipitriformes; Cathartidae.
AUGGCAGGCUUCCUCCUUUCCGGAUCGCUUUCUCCUACUUCACACUGCGACCCCAGCAACAAUCUGUUUUCCGUCCAUAAACACGCUGUGUUUGGGACCACGGAGGAGAAGCUGAUCGUGUACCCCCUGCGUCCAGGCAGCUCCCGCAGGAAGAAGGAGGCAGGCAGGCAGGAGCCAGCGCCUCCAGCCAGGCCCACCUCAGCACUCCCAUCCUCUGAAGCCUGCAAGAGAGCGCUGCAGGGGGUCUGGGAGCUGUCUGAGCAGUGGGACGAGGCGGAGCACCUACGGUCCAGCUACAGGGACCGGGUACAGAAAGCACAGGCAGAAUGGGCCGCGUGGGAAGCCUGGUCGGCGGGGGAGCACCCGCAGCCGCCCAAGGAGCUCGGCACUAGCGGCCUGUGGGCUCCCCACCCUCCAGCCCAGCCCAGGAGCAAGGAGGACAAGAAGAGGCGGAGGAAGGCUGAAAACCCUCUCCCAGAAGAGGAGAAGGCAUCGGCAGCCCAGCUGAAAAGGCUCCAGCCUGACAACCUUUCCCCACGAGCUGCCCAGGUCCUGAAAAGGCUGGAGCCGCAUCAGGCACGGCAGGACAUAUUCAAGCGUGUGGCUGAGAUCAACAGGCGGAAGCUGGAGCAGCAGAGGCAGCUCCCCUGCGCUCGAUGCUCGUCCUGCAACAGAGGGGAAGGUGCCAGGAGCAGCGGCUGCGGCAGCGGAGCUGCGAGCAAAGGGGCUGGGAGGCUUCCCAGCUGCCAAAAUCCACCUAAAAAUGCAAAAUAA